UAAUUGCUUCCAAUGAGGUCAGCAAAGGUAUUUAUCGAAAAGCCCUGAAUAAAAGGCUCCACACACAUACACACAAGCAUAUACGCACUCACACACAGAGAGAAAUCCUCUUGCCUGUUGAUUUAUGGAAACAAUUAUGAUUCUGCUGGAGAAUUUCUCAGCUGAGAAAUAGUUUGUAGCUACAGUAGAGAGGCUCAAGUUGCACAAGGCAGACGACAGACAUGGGAUUCUUGUGUGUCCAGCUGUUAUCAACAGAACAAAAGUCAAGUAGCAAACAGCGUCGCAGCAACUGAGCUUCCUACAACCUGUUUGUAUAAGGAUAUACCAACAGAGUUUUAAAAGGAGGAAUCCUGUAUUGUUAUCAGGAACUAAAAGGAUAAGGCUAACAAUUUGGAAAGAGCAACUACUCCUUCUUAAAUCAACCUACAAUUCACAGAUAGGAAGAGGUCAAUGACCUAGGGGCAACAAUCAACUCAAGAUUUAAUUUUCAUUAUGUUAUUCAUGAAAACCCGGAGCACUACACUAUAAUGCGCAAAUGGAUACUGACAUGGAUCCUGCCAACUUUGCUCUACAGUUCAUGCUUUCACAUUAUCUGUCUCGUGGGCACUAUAUCUUUAGCUUGCAAUGACAUGACUCCAGAGCAAAUGGCUACCAAUGUGAACUGUUCCAGCCCCGAGCGACACACAAGAAGUUAUGAUUACAUGGAAGGAGGGGAUAUAAGAGUGAGAAGACUCUUCUGUCGAACACAGUGGUAUCUGAGAAUUGAUAAACGAGGCAAAGUCAAAGGGACCCAAGAGAUGAAGAACAAUUACAAUAUAAUGGAAAUCAGGACAGUGGAGGUUGGAAUUGUGGCAAUCAAAGGGGUGGAAAGUGAAUAUUUUCUUGCAAUGAACAAGGAAGGAAAACUCUAUGCAAAGAAAGAAUGCAAUGAAGAUUGCAACUUCAAAGAAUUAAUUCUGGAAAAUCAUUACAACACAUAUGCAUCAGCUAAAUGGACACACAGUGGAGGAGAAAUGUUUGUAGCCUUAAAUCAAAAGGGUGUUCCUGUAAAAGGGAAAAAAACGAAGAAAGAACAAAAAACAGCUCACUUUCUUCCUAUGGCAAUAACCUAAUCAUAUAUGGUAUAUAAGAAACCAGUUCCAGCAGGGAGAUUUCUUUAAGUGGACUGUUUUCUUUCUUUUUCUUCUUUUCUUUCUUUUUUUUUUUUUUUUAAAGUAACCAAGAAAGGCUGGAAAACUACUGAAAACUGAUCAAGCUGGACUUGCGCAUUUAUGUUUAUUUUAAGAGACUGCAUUAAAGAAAUUUGAAAAAUAUACACAAAAAUCAGAUUUAGUAACUAAAAGUUGUAAAAAGUUGUAAAACUGGUUGUACAAUCAUGAUGUUAGUAAUAGUAAUGUUUUUUCUUAAAUUAAUUUACCCUUAAGAGUAUGUUAGAUUUGAUAAUCUGAUAAUGAUUAUUUAAAUAUCCCUAUCUGCUUAUUAAAAUGGCUGCUAUAAUAAUAAAAAUGCAGAUGAUGUUAUAUAAGAUAUGUCAGACCUAAAGGCUGCUGGAAUGAUUUGUCAGAUAAUCAAGCCAAUGCUAACUAUGGAAGAUGAGCAGUAUUUGAAAUGCUUUCUGGUGAAACAUUAUAAUUCUUUUAAACUCUAAUCAGAAAAAAAGGAAUAUUCUCCAAAAUUCUAUUCUGGAAUUGAAUCAAAAUGUAGUUUUACAAAAGUAUAGGAUUAGAAUAUGUUUGUACCUAUAAACAAGAACAAAAUUCCUAAUGCUGCUCAAAUUGAAAGGGUUUUGCUACAAAGAAGUGUUCAAAAAUCUUGUAUGUAAAAUAGCAAUAAUGGUGAUAAUACUGUACUUCAUCUCACUUGCCACAAAAUAACAUUUUAUAAUCCCUAAAAGUUAAAAUUCGAAAUACUUUAAGUAACUUCAAGUAACAUAAUCUAUCUUUUGUAUAAUUCAUAUUCAGAAAUAUGGCUUUUAAUAAUGUUUCUCCCACAAAUAAUCAUGCUUUUUUUCCUGUGGUUACAGCAUUAAACUCUAUUUUAAGGUGUAUUUGAACUUUAUUGUUUUGUUAUUAAAGUUUAUGUUAUUUAUAAAAACAAAACAAAACAAAACCACCUUAGUAAGCUGUAUCUGUUUCAUAUGCUUUUAAUUCUGAAGCAAUAACAAAACGGUCUGGCUCCACUGCAAGCUGCCCCUCCCAUGCUGAGCAACAGCAGGUCUAGUGCACAGCACUUGGGCCAGCAAAGCCGGGAUGACAGACAGAAAGGACAGCCUGCAGCAGUUCUUACAAUAGAUGUCUCAUAGGGCACAGUACAAAAAUGUGAACUAUGUUUUGCCACAUACUCUUGUCAAUUAAACGGACUCAUAUAAGCAAAGUCACUGCUGACAGAAGAACUUACAGGAUUUUAAAGUUAGACUGUAUUUGAGUUCAUGAGUAGAAAACUACCAUCUUUUAAAAACAUGCAUAUUUAAAGCUAGUAGCUUUUCUAAUGUCUAGAAAUCUCUGCCAUUCAAAAUAAGGCAGAAUUAAAAGUUGUUUCCCUGUUAGAUGGAAGAGCACAAUGCCCAAAAUAGGGUACCGAGGCCCCGAAUAUCUCAUGAAGGCUUGAGGUUAGGCUAAGAUAAUAGGCUUAUCAGGAAAAAUAAAUUUCCCCUCAUAACUCUUUCACUGGCAGAUUUGGUAGCACUUUAUAUAUUCAUUAAAAAAAGGUCAACGUUUAUCUAAAUUACUGGUAUGUUCACCAUGGUGGCUUUAAUUUUAAAUUAUUUGUCACUCAAGUCCCUUUUAUUUUACAUAAAUAUUACCUGGUAAUACUUUUAUAGGUGAGAGUUACAUGAAAAGUCUAAGUCAACAGAAACAACAGAUUCUUUGGAUUUUCUUGUGGCUCAACUACAUGAUGAAGGUGCAGGAGGCUAGAAAGAACUGCCCUUUGUCAGAUACACUCUGGGGAGAUGCCACAAAUGAUAUUCUUAACUAUUAUCUGAUUGAAGGGCCUUGCCAGCCUUAGUUCCUAGAGCAGGCUUCGGUGAGUGGAGUUUUGUGAACAUGUGAGGGCAGAGGAGGACUAUGCUUUUCAUAUUUGUUUCCUUAGAAUGCAGCAGAAUGUCUAUAAUUAAUUUUAUAUUGAUUGAUUCAGUGUUUGAAUAUCAAAGUAAAUUAAUAAUGAAGUCUCAUUAAU
Rhinolophus ferrumequinum (greater horseshoe bat) is the source of this 3177-nucleotide messenger RNA. It is a transcript of the gene FGF7, whose product is annotated as fibroblast growth factor 7. The transcript has 4 exons. Gene Ontology annotation, biological process: positive regulation of peptidyl-tyrosine phosphorylation; lung development; regulation of cell migration. The coding region runs from base 528 to 1112 and encodes 194 amino acids. Gene Ontology annotation, molecular function: growth factor activity; type 2 fibroblast growth factor receptor binding. Lineage: Eukaryota; Metazoa; Chordata; Mammalia; Chiroptera; Rhinolophidae. Gene Ontology annotation, cellular component: cytoplasm. The record is from RefSeq and is a predicted model, not a curated record.